UACGACGCCCUCGGCGUCGACCGGGAGAUGCCCCAGGAGGACCUGAAGCGCGUCUACCGGGCUCUGGCGAAGGAGCACCACCCGGACCGGCGCCGCGACUCGGGCGCGGCCAUGACGCGCAUCAACGAGGCCUACGCCGUCCUCCAGGACCCGGCGGCGCGGCGACACUACGACCGC
This is a messenger RNA of Aureococcus anophagefferens, 177 nucleotides long. RefSeq lists its product as hypothetical. NCBI's taxonomy places the organism in Eukaryota, Pelagophyceae, Pelagomonadales, Pelagomonadaceae. The record is from RefSeq and is a predicted model, not a curated record. The transcript has a single exon. The annotation marks the transcript as partial.